UUUCCUGUGGAAGUCCCACCUCAAACCCAAUGAGGUCAGUGUCUCUGUUUUUGUGGGGGCUGUCGACAAGAGUGGACCCUAAAGCAUAAGCUAAACUUAAAUAAUAAAAAAUACGGCUGUGAUCAGGUUACACAGAAAACAUACAUCAUGUCAGAUACGGAGACAAAACCCUCAAGUCAGGAUGCAGGAGACAAGAAGGACGGGGAGUACAUCAAGCUGAAGGUGAUUGGUCAGGACAACAGCGAAAUUCACUUCAAAGUGAAGAUGACAACGCACCUAAAGAAGCUGAAGGAGUCCUAUAGCCAGAGACAGGGUGUCCCGAUGAAUUCUCUACGGUUUCUUUUUGAAGGACAGAGAAUCGCAGACAACCAAACCCCGAAAGAGCUUGGAAUGGAAGACGAGGACGUCAUCGAAGUGUAUCAGGAACAGACUGGAGGACAUUGGAACAAAUAGGCUUUCUGUAAAAAAAAUUUUCCUUCAGUUUUUUUUAAUUUUAUUUUUUUAACGUAUGUUUUUUCUUUAAUUUUCUUUUUUUUUUUGCUUUUGUUAUAUGACUUCCUCUUCGUAAGAUGAGGCUGAAACUCUCAGAGUCAAACUGCUGUUCCUCCAGGGUGCACGUGAGGCAGGGUGCGGUGAGCCGGGGGCACCAGCCCUCCCCGCUCAGGGGGCUCCACAGCGCCCUCCUAACACUCACUCUUUUCACACCAGGUUUCCUCUGCUCUGGGGAUUUGUAGCGAUUGGUCUGAAUGCUUCCUUCAUUAUGAGUCACGCUGGUGUGGUUAGACAUUUGAAACCGUGCUGGCUUUACAAUUUGGCAAAACAAUCUUGGAAAUUCUGUGUGUGUGUGUAAACCCAUCUUAGAGGCUGAAAAGAUCUCAGAAUCUGGCGACUAAAAUGACAAGGUUGGCGAAGCCUGACGGAGUGGAGGUGUGGAAGGAAGCAGGUGCAGGCCAAGCCCCUCCCACCAAUCAGAAGGCAGUAUUGUGCAAAAGGAAAUGAGAGAUUAUCUUGCUGCAGGGGAAUCCCAUUUACAGUAAUACGUGACAUUCUGCUUCAGAUCUCAGUGUAUUUAUCAGGUUUUGUGUCCUGUCUGUGAUGCAGCGUUAAAGGUUGCGGUGAUGGAAUGUGAGCACCUCCCCCUCCCCCCCCCCACUCCCCCGAAGAGCGCCGCGCAGCACACGCCUCCUCCGUUCCGAAAAACGACUCAUUGCACAAGCGUAAGCCCCUCUGUGGCCGCGUGCGUCUGCGUGCAGGCUGAGCCCAGGCUGAAGCAGUUCAGCUGCAGCGCUUGCAGGCGUCCAAUAGCGUUUCAGCGCCGGUGGUGAUCUUGUGAGGAAAACACCUGUCACCUGUCACCUGUCACACAGUUUUUUUUUUUUUGCACGCCUGCUGUUUAGAAACCGUGCGACGGGUUCCAGAAGCACCGCUUGGCAGUCGGUGGCGUGUCAGAUACUUUGUCCCGCGUUUGGAAGUGUAAGAUUUGUAUAAGACCUCGCCGGACAGGCGUUGGGUGAGAGGUGGCUCGGGGAUCACAGUGGCGGUGUUACUGCUGUUCAGCGGCAGCGUGAGUGCAGGAGGGGGACCUGUUUGUCCGGUCGCCAUGCCGUCUCGGCUGAUUGGCUCUCUAUAAAUAGCUGUUCUUUCCCCCCGCGCCCUGACGUCCUGCUGCUGAGGCAAUCGGGGGAAAAGGAAAGGAAAGAAAAAAAAAAAAAAA
Messenger RNA from Anguilla anguilla (European eel), 1714 nucleotides. RefSeq names its product small ubiquitin like modifier 1 (gene sumo1). Bases 148 to 453 code for a protein of 101 amino acids. Gene Ontology annotation, biological process: protein sumoylation. The record is from RefSeq and is a predicted model, not a curated record. The transcript is spliced from 5 exons. Lineage: Eukaryota; Metazoa; Chordata; Actinopteri; Anguilliformes; Anguillidae. Gene Ontology annotation, cellular component: nucleus; PML body. Gene Ontology annotation, molecular function: protein tag activity; ubiquitin-like protein ligase binding.